GACGCGCUGCGCGUAAACAGCGCGGUGCCCGGUGGGAGGGGAGGCGUUGGGUGCAGGAAGAGGGCGCCGCCAUCUUAGGCGUUCGGCGCGUCGCGGCGGCGGGAUGGCGGCGGACAGCCGGGAGGAGAAAGAUGGUGAACUGAAUGUCCUGGAUGACAUUUUGACUGAUGCUCCUGACCAAGAUGAUGAGUUAUAUAACCCCGAUAGUGAGCAAGAUAAAAGCGAAAAAAAGGGAUCAAAAAGAAAAAGUGACAGGCUGGAAAAUGCUGAAAGCAAGAGACAAAAACCUUCUCUGCAUUCAUCAAGGCAGAUGAUGCCAAAGCCUCCUAGUUCAUCAGUUAGCAAUAACAAGAGAAUAGUGAGUACGAAAGGAAAGCCAAUAUCAGAAUACAAGAAUGAGGAGUAUCAGAGGUCUGACAGAAACAAGCGCCCAGAUGGUGAUCGAAAGACGCGCAUGUCAAGCAGUUCCAGGGAUCCUUAUAAAGGACAGCCAGAAAAGACUUGCAUGAGGAAGAGGGAUCUUGACAGAAGGGCAAAGUCUUCCACACCAGAUGGUUCAGAGAGAAUCAGACAUGAUGUGGAUAGAAGACCAAGCAGAUCCAGCCAUUCUUCUAAAGAAGAGGUGAACUCUGAGGAAUAUUGUUCAGAUCAUGAGACUGGCAGUAGUGGCUCCUCUGAACAAGGCAAUACAGAAAAUGAGGGAAUGGAAGAAGAGGAAGAUGAUGAAGGGGAGGAGGAUGAAGAGGUGGAGGAAGAUGGGGAAGAGGAUGAAGAAGAGUAUGAACAGGAUGAGAGAGAUCAGAAGGAAGGAAAUGACUAUGACACACGGAGUGAAGCCAGUGAUUCUGAUUCUGAAUCUGCCUCGUUCACAGAUGGAUCAGUCAGAUCUGCGUCUGGUUCAGAUGCGUCAGAUGAGAAAAAGAAGGAAAGGAAGAGAGCUAGAGGUAUCUCUCCAAUUGUUUUUGAUAGAAGUGGAAGUUCUGCAUCAGAAUCCUAUGCAGACCAAACAAGUAAACUUAAAUACAUUCUCCAGGAUGCAAGAUUCUUUCUCAUCAAGAGUAAUAACCAUGAAAACGUAUCGCUUGCUAAAGCAAAGGGAGUAUGGUCAACACUUCCAGUGAAUGAAAAGAAGCUUAAUGCUGCAUUUAGAUCAGCGAGGAGUGUUAUUUUGAUAUUUUCUGUAAGAGAGAGUGGCAAAUUCCAAGGAUUUGCAAGACUUUCUUCAGAAUCCCAUCAUGGAGGAUCACCUAUACACUGGGUGCUGCCUGCAGGAAUGAACGCAAAAAUGUUGGGAGGUGUCUUUAAAAUUGACUGGAUUUGUAGGCGUGAAUUGCCGUUCACUAAGUCUGCUCACCUGACCAAUCCUUGGAACGAACAUAAGCCAGUAAAGAUUGGACGCGAUGGACAGGAGAUUGAGCCGGAAUGUGGAACCCAGCUUUGUCUUCUGUUCCCUCCUGAUGAAAGUAUUGACUUGUAUCAAGUCAUUCAUAAAAUGAGGCACAAGAGAAGAAUGCACUCACAGCCCCGAUCAAGAGGACGCCCAUCCCGUCGUGACCCCGUUCGGGACGUGGGAAGGCGUCGACCAGAAGAUUAUGAUAUUCAUAACAGCAGAAAGAAACCAAGGAUUGACUAUCCCCCUGAGUUUCACCAAAGACCAGGGUAUAUAAAGGAUCCCAGGUAUCCUGAAGUAGACAGACGAUUUUCAGGAGUUCGACGGGAUGUGUUUUUAAAUGGGUCCUACAAUGAUUACGUGAGGGAAUUCCACAACAUGGGACCACCACCACCGUGGCAAGGAAUGCCACCGUAUCCAGGCAUGGAGCAGCCACCACACCACCCUUACUAUCAGCACCAUGCACCACCACCUCAAGCUCACCCUCCAUACUCAGGACAUCAUCCUGUACCACAUGAAGCAAGAUACAGAGACAAACGAGUAUAGAAUCAUGGAUCUAUCAUGUUGCCCUGAGGAUGAGUGAAACUUUGUGGAUGCUUGACAUAUACCUGUAUAUCUAUAAAUAUAUAUACUUAUACUGGGCUUUCUGAAGAGUUACAGCUAAUCCUGUGGAUAAGGGCAGAGAGGGGAUUUUCAUCUGGAAAAGAAAAUGAACACCUGUCCUUUCAUCACAGCACGACUAUGACAUGAGAGUGGACGACUUUCUUCGCCGCACACAAGCAGUUGUCAGCGGUCGGAGAAGCAGGCCUCGGGAGAGGGACCGAGAGCGGGAACGGGACCGUCCUAGAGAUAACAGAAGAGACAGAGAACGGGACAGAGGCCGUGAUCGGGAAAGGGAGAGAGAGAGGAUUUGUGACCGGGACAGAGACAGAGGUGAAAGAGGUAGAUACCGAAGAUAAUCUAUCUGGAACCAGUGCUCACUUGAAACAAAAAAGCUUGUAUUUUUUUGUGUGUUUACAAGUAGUAUAUUUUAUUUCCAGCUGUCUACUUAAAGUUCGUUGUGUAGAAGGAUUUAUAAUGACCCUCUUUAUUCCAAGCAUGCAGUGAACUAUGAACUGGAAAAACUCAGAUCAGCCAAACAUAGAAUACGCAAAGCUGACACAACUUGACAUUUCUAUUGGAGCAGAAUGGGAAACAGUUAAGAAUGUAGAUAUGGGUUAAUUCUCAAUAAGUGUUCAUUUACUUAGUGACUUCAUUCUAGGUUUUUGAAUACUGAUGGAAAACUGCCAUAUUUUUUUUGCUUUGAUGUUUCCUUCCUGUAGUUUCACAUGGUUCAGUGGGAGAAUGCUGCUAUCAAGUAUGCAAAUAUUGAAGUAUGAUUUUUUGACUGUAUGGCAGUGUUGUAGCAGCCUAUUUUUUUCUUCUGGUUUUUAACUCUGUCUGUAAAGUCAAGUGUUUUUUCAGUCUUCAGUAAUGAAAGCAAUAUUAAGAAGACACUAUUGAUACCUAAUUUUUAACCUUUUUUAAAAGAUCUUCCCAUGUUCAGUAACAUUUGGUCAAUUCUUGUGUCUAGUCUCCUUCCAAAAUGUAUACAUUGCUUGGAAUGUUCACAACCUGCGUGUGUGGAACCAGAAAAUAUUGCUGUAUUCUACAUUGCUACCAUUUUUUAUAUAAAAAUAAAUUGGUAACUA
Cygnus atratus (black swan) is the source of this 3081-nucleotide messenger RNA. It is a transcript of the gene YTHDC1, whose product is annotated as YTH N6-methyladenosine RNA binding protein C1. Gene Ontology annotation, cellular component: nucleoplasm. Lineage: Eukaryota; Metazoa; Chordata; Aves; Anseriformes; Anatidae. Gene Ontology annotation, molecular function: mRNA binding; N6-methyladenosine-containing RNA reader activity. The transcript has 16 exons. Bases 104 to 1936 code for a protein of 610 amino acids. Gene Ontology annotation, biological process: regulation of alternative mRNA splicing, via spliceosome; mRNA splicing, via spliceosome. The record is from RefSeq and is a predicted model, not a curated record.